Bursaphelenchus xylophilus (pine wood nematode) is the source of this 3245-nucleotide messenger RNA. NCBI's taxonomy places the organism in Eukaryota, Metazoa, Nematoda, Chromadorea, Rhabditida, Aphelenchoididae. The record is from the annotation of a GenBank genome assembly.
AUGCAAAUUUCUACAAUAUUCAAGGACAAGAGAAAGGUAACCUCUCGAAAUUACAAUGUAUAAUAUGUACAAGUCUAUGCUUGGUAAAAAUUGUACUUGUCCUUGUCUAUGUAACGUAACAGCUGACCUCUUGAUGUAUGGGUUUUUCGAUAACAAAAGAUUCACUACAAACUUCAACGACAGCACUAGAAAUUAAGGACAAAGUUGAAUAGAUUAUUGGAAGGUUUACUUACACUUUCAAGUCAUUGUAAAUAACUUUUACACUAGUUUAGAGAGAGCAUGACGUUCGAAAAAUUCGAAAAUUUAAAAAAACGUUUUUCGAAAAUUGGGGUUUUUCAAAAUUAAAUUUACCCUUGAGACCCCCCCCCCCCCAAAAAAAUUUUUUUAAAAUUUUCACUAACUAUUACAAAAUGAAAAAAAAAAUGAAAAAACAAGCCCGAAUGUCAAUGAAAUGCCGGUCAAUCGUUUCCCCGGGAGCAAUUUCAAGAAAAAUUUGACGUUUUUGCCGCGUGUUUGAGAGAUUUUUUAUUUGUUUAGCAACUGGAGAAAGGGAGAGCCCAAAUGAAAAAUAAAAAAUAGCAAGAGAACGGCAGAUUAGUGGAUCUUAAACCCAUUCCCAGGGCUUGAAAAUAGCACCUGUCCAGACUUGGACAUAAAUUAUAUUACACUUUAUAUUAAUGAAGAGAGUUCAAAAUCAGGGUGAAUGAAUGGUAAUUUUUAAAAAUUCUUGUUUUCAACCUAUAAUUAUGACGUUUUAUAACGAAUUCAAGCAAGACAUGUGUUUAUUUCCACGAUUUUUUCGGAGUUUCGCUUGAUAUUAUAGUAGAUGAAAUUGGUAAAAAAUGGCGUUUGUUUUAAAAUCGAUAGAUUCAAAUGGUGCUCAAAUGCAUUUUUGGAUUUCCAGUUACCAGUAUUUUUCCAUUUUGCCCUUAAAAAUUUGAAAUUUCCCAUCCCACUAACCCCCAUCCUGGGUCCCGCCACGAAAACAAGAGGUGGUCAAAAAGACCAGAAACCAGUGGUGAGAGAAUAAAAAUAAAUUUUUCGGCUCGCCGAGGAAAGUAAAAUAGUAGAAACUCGGGAAUUUUACUAUUAAUUUCCGAAGAUGAGUGCCGCCCCCAUCCAGGAGAUUUGGCUGGUCUCGGCGCCCGGCGAGAAAACCCCGCAGGAGACCUGGGACCGGCUCCAAGCCACCACCAAUGCCAUCAGCACCAACUACAAGUUCAAUGUGCCCGACUUGAAGGUGGGAACAUUGGAUCAACUGGUCGGAUUGAGCGAUGACUUGGCUAAAUUGGAUGCCGCCGCCGAACAGUAAGUAUUUAGUUUCAUAUUGAAUGUUUUGGCGUUUAGAACGACUCGAAAGUUGGUCCAAUACUUUGCUGAGGUCUUGGAAGAGGAGAGAGAUAAGUUGGUCGACAAUUUGGUCAUUGGGAAUAGUAAGUUUUUAGAAGGACCAAGAGAUGGUUUCAUGGGCAAUAUAAAUUGAUAAUUUUUUGUUCGCAAGCUCGAAAUUUGAAAGUUUUCAGUUUAGAAAUGCAGUAACAACUCUCUAUGCACCUUUUGCAAAGCUUUUCUUUUAGAAAUUUGCGGUUUGUUUUCUUUUUUAUUCAAAAAAUAUUAUCCAUGAUGUAUAACAUAAAAAAAUUGCUCAAAGCAGACUCUUUUUGUUAUCUACUGGAUCUUUUCGUUUAUGUUGGAUGGCUUAUAUUCUUAUUUAUAUAUUUUCAGAGGAUAUGCACACCUACCUCACCAGAUUCCAAUGGGAGGGCGCAAAGUAUCCACUGAAGCAAUCGUUGAAGGUUUUGAGUGAAAUAAUUGGUAAAGUAAGUUGGCUUGGUCGUUUUGUUCUCUUUUUAUGACAUCUGAGUGAUCGAAAAAGAUUCUGGUAUUGUAAAAUACGUUAUAGUUUACUAAUUUUUUAUUUUUAGCAAAUUACUCAAAUUGACAACGAUUUGAAGACCAAAGCUUUGAAUUACAACAACUUGAAGAACACUUUGGCUUCUUUGGACCGUAAGGCGACUGGAUCUUUGAUUACCAAGGAUUUGGCUGAUAUUGUGAAGGCUGAUGACUUUGUUCAGAACUCGGAAUACCUUCAAACUGUUGUUGUAGUGGUGCCAAAGUAAGUGUUUUUAUUUUGUUUUUGGUCUUUAGAGAGCCGGUAUGACCACUAGAUGGACGCGAAAGAGGUUUUGAGGAAUUGAAUUUGCUUUUUAGGCUUCAAACUAAAGAAUGGGAAGCAAGUUACUGGUCCUUCUCGGAAUAUGUGGUCCCAGGCUCGGCGAAGAAAAUCACCGAAGACGCGGAGCAUUCCUUAUACACUGUCACGCUCUUCAAGAAGAUUAUCGAUGAGUACAAGGGAAAAUGUCGAGAGAAGAAGUUAGUUUUGGCAGAUUUUUAUAUUAUACUAGACAUGCUUGAAGAAGUAUCCCAAUUUUUUUCUAGAUUCAUUGUUCGCGACUUCGUAUAUGACGAGCAAACCUUAAAGGCCAGUAAGAUGGAUCGAGACAAGUUGGUCCAAGAGAAACAACGUCAGUAUGCACCAUUGGUUCGCUGGCUCAAGAUCAAUUUUGGUGAAAUUUUCUCGGCUUAUAUUCAUGUCAAAGCCCUAAGGGUGUUUGUCGAAUCCGUCCUUCGAUUUGGGCUUCCGGUCAAUUUCCAAGCCGCCGUAAUGGAACCGCAAAAGGGAACGCAAAAGAAGUUGCGAUCAGAGUUGAACAAAUUGUAUCAACAUUUGGAUGGGUCGGCGGCUGGUCCUAUUGAUGUAAGUGGAUAAUUUGUUGGGAUAGAGUGGAUGAUUAGUGGUAUAAGGGUGAUAGAAAGUAGAUCAUGGCAAUUGGCCAGGGUUUAGUGCGGGAAAAAUCAAAAUUCUUGCUGAAAAAUUAGAUUUUGUUACCUAAAAUAUAAUUUUUAGCAUUUUUUAAUAAAAUAGAAGGGAUGAGAUGUGUUAUUAGGGCUUGUCAAUGCAGAAUCAAUCUAAUUUAGCAAUAUUUAAAUAGAUUUUUGACAAUUUUUUUUUAGGUAGGUUUAGAAUAAAAAUUAUUUUUGUCAAGAUGAAGGGUGUUAUAAUAGGUUUUCGGGUCAUAAUUGAGCCAUUAAUGCAUGUAAAAAUUGAAAUUUUGCCCGAACUUAUCUAAAAAUCCCAUUUUCAGACCUUUGACGACGCCCCAACCCUAGUCUCGCUGGGCGUCCACGACUACUAUCCCUAUGUUUUCUUCAAGCUAAACAUUGACUUUAUCGACAAACGAUAA